Molecule: messenger RNA, 1968 nt
Organism: Maudiozyma barnettii
Lineage: Eukaryota; Fungi; Ascomycota; Saccharomycetes; Saccharomycetales; Saccharomycetaceae
Product: AEC family transporter
Exons: 1
Coding region: 1-1968 (655 amino acids)
Biological process (GO): transmembrane transport
Cellular component (GO): membrane
Source: RefSeq, a predicted model, not a curated record
AUGAGUUUAGAUGUUGGUGCCGCGAUAUAUGUAUCAUUAAAACCAAUUUUAAAGAUAUAUGCUAUAAUGUUCAUUGGGUUUCUAUUAGCCAGAUAUAAUAUUGUUUCAAUGGAGGUUGCCAGAGGUAUAUCGAAUAUGGUGGUGAAUGCUAUACUACCAUGUUUGACUUUUAAUAAGAUUGUAAGUAAUAUUUCAUGGAAGGAUAUAAAAGUCAUUGGCGUGAUCUUACUCUCUGCAAUUUUACUGUUUGUUGUAGGUGGUGCCUGUUCAUUCCUAACAAAAUUAGUUACCCCUGCGCCAAAGAUGUGGUUUUGGGGGUUAUUAUUUGGAGGAAUUUUCCCAAAUAUAUCAGAUUUACCCAUAGCCUAUAUGCAAAGUAUGGGGAAUGGCAUGAUAUUCGAUGAAACUCAGGCAAAUAAAGGUGUCGCAUAUUCUUGUAUAUUUUUAUUUGCUCAAAGUUUUCUCAUGAUGAAUUUUGGGAUGUGGAGACUAGUUGGGUUCGAUUUUAAGGACAUACAGGGUGACAGUACAACUGAUACUGAUGAUGACGUCGUUUUAGAUAGGGAGAUUAAUGGACAACUCAAUGAUUCUGAUUUCAAAAGAAAGAAUUCUUCAAGAAAUUCUCAAGUUGCUUCAUCUCCUGCAAAUGACAAGAAAGACCCUAAAGUGCCUACGAUUCAUGUGAGUACGAGGUAUACAAAUGAAAAUUUUAAUCGACCUCAACGAAGUGAUAUAGAUACAAACUCAGAUGAUUUUGAACUGUAUAGUAUUGACAGUUAUGCAGAUUCUGAAUAUGAUGAUAACGAUAAUAAUUAUGUCGAGACGAAUUCCCCUUCUCGACUGAAUCUAGAAGAUCAUAGGAAAAAUGUUAAAUCUACAGAAAACGAUACACAAUCCAAGGAUAGCUCAUUUUCGAAAUAUGGAAUGAGUCGAAUUACUCCAGUCAUAUCAUCACCAGCAGUUAUAAGAACUAAUAAAAUUCCUUUGUCUACUAAUAAGGAACCGGAGUUCAACUUAACAAGAAAAUUAUCAAUUACAAGGGCAUUAGAGAAAUCCUUGAUAAGAACUCAGACUGAAAAAUCUGUAGUGAAUAGUAUGAUUGCAGAGUAUAGUGCUGUACAAAGAAUUAAAUCGGGACAAUUAAACUUACAUCGUCCAUUGACAUUGACUCAAUACAUCGGAGAAGAAAAUACUUGUUUAGGUUCAAUAUAUAACGAACAAUCAUUGACAUUGCAACAAGAUAUUGAAAACAUGCCGCAUAGUAUAGUGUCACAGAAUAAUAAUAAGAGUGUCAACAAUUUGAGUGACGUUCAUGAAAAAGACAAGAAGACUUACACAGUAAUGAAAAGAUUAAAGUUACGAAUUUCAAAAUUUAUCAGACAUUACCAUUUAGGAUGGUUAUCUUAUUUUUUGAUCAAUUGUCUAAGACCUGCCUCUCUGGGAGCUUUACUAGGUAUCAUAUGCGCAUUGAUUCCUUGGGUCAAAGCUUGUUUUGUUGAUACAUAUGUGCAUGUUCACAAGGCUCCAGAUAACCUUCCCGUAUUGAAUUUUAUUAUGGAUUUUACUGCAUACAUUGGGAAUGCCUGUGUCCCACUAGGUUUACUUUUACUGGGGGGUAUGUUGGCUCGAUUAGAGGUGGAAUCAAUACCGAAAGGUUUUAUGAAAACAGUAAUAAUGCUUACUGUCUGUAGACUAGUAAUCAUCCCUAUUAUUGGGAUACUUUGGGCAAACAAAUUAUAUGAUAUGAAUUGGCUUGAUAACGACGUUAGUAAAUUCAUCAUGAUUUUGACUUGGUCAAUGCCUAGUGCCACAGCGCAAGUUUAUUUCACCGCAUUCUAUUCCCCAGUGGAAGGUAAACAUGAACAGAUGGACUGUUUAUCUAUAUUCAUGUUGAUACAGUACACGGUACUUUUUAUUACUUUGUCAUUUGUUGUCACAUACACUUUAAAAGUUGAUCUUAAAGUGUAA